Molecule: messenger RNA, 3381 nt
Organism: Seriola aureovittata
Lineage: Eukaryota; Metazoa; Chordata; Actinopteri; Carangiformes; Carangidae
Exons: 9
Coding region: 231-1067 (278 amino acids)
Cellular component (GO): membrane
Source: RefSeq, a predicted model, not a curated record
GCGUGACGCAGAUAGAGGCUGCAGAUUUAGACACGCAGCAACAUUAGAUUUUGGGAUCUGUUGCCUGCUCGUGCAUUUUCACGGUUAUCUGCCCAAAGAGGAAAUAGUGCCGAAGCCCUCUACGAACACAGGUGUAACCUGCGACGCAACAGGCCUGCAGGAAGUGUUGAGGUAAUUCGUUCAUACAUCCUACAGACUUCUUAAGUGCACCCGACAAACCGCUGGUCAACAUGGCACUGGAUGGAUGUGGCAUCGUCUGCAAAUAUAUCCUCAUCCUUUUCAACCUCAUCUUUGCGCUGCUGGGUUUUGCCUUCCUGGGUCUAGGCCUGUGGCUGAGGUUCAGCAAUAGCACCAGAGGCAUCUUUGGAAUGGAUAUCCCCUACACAGAGACAUUUAUUUUUGGUGUGACGGUGCUGAUAGCUCUGGGUUCAGUGAUGCUCAUCGUGGUGAUGUUUGGAGACUACGGUGCCUGCAAUGAGAAAAAAUGUGCUCUGCAAGUGUUCUCUGCCCUUCUGGCCAUUCUAGCCGGAGCUGAAAUGGUUGUCGGAGUGCUUGCUUAUUCCAGGAGAUAUGAGGUUGGAGCGAACAUUGCAGAGUUCUACAAUAGCCUGUAUAGUCUGUAUAUAAGCGGAGGAGAUCCAGGAAUUGGUGUCACUCUCACAUUCAUCCACAACAUGCUUCACUGCUGUGGAAUCACGGGGAUCUCGCUGGUAGAGGUGGUUAAACAGACCUGUCCUAAACCAGAUGGAUUCAUGGAGAAACUCGUCAUGCCCAACUGUCCUGGUGUCAUCACAAACGUCUUUGACAGUAAAGCGCCACUCGUGAUGGGCAUCUUCCUUGGAACUGGAGCUCUGCUGAUCAUAGCUCUGAUUUGCAGCUUGACGCUUAGUAGAAAGAUUUGCCUGUCUGCAUCAUCGCCUCAGUACAUCAUCCUGACUCAAUCCACCCCUGUCCUCGCUAACCCUCAACCAUCUCAGCAUGAAUUUGUCUCCACCUCCUACCCUGACCACGACCCGGUCACAUUCACCCCCCUCACUGUGGCCAACAUCCCUGUGGCUCAGGCCUAGUGCGCUCAGACCAGCUUUCACUCUCACUGUAAUGCUGUCUUGAUUGUUUUUUUUUGUUUUUUUUAUCCACAAUGCUUUGGCAUAAAGAAUACAAACAUAAUAUAUUUUUUACCCACCUUUCUCAGCAUGGUCACUGCAGGAUGUCGUCAACUCCCUUUUUUUUUUAAAGGAACUAUCUCCCCCAAGAGCCCUAAGAAACAGAAAUGAUAACAUCUGUGUUGGUGGCAUAUUUUUCCUCAUUCCUACAGAUAAUUAGCCAAAUGCUAAUGAUAUGCCAAGAUUUUCCAAGCACAGCUACAGUGGGUGAAAUUGACAGCAGACAUCUUUUAAAUCAAAGAACACACACAGGCUUCUAAUUAAGCUAAUAAUUAUUAGCACAUUUUAAACAUUCGUGCAUCACUAAGCCACUUAAAAAUUAACUCCUCUCUCCUCAAAAUAUUUUUUGUCCGUUCCACCAGUGUGAGAAACUGCUACUAAAAUUUUUUUCUAUUUUUUGGCAAAGAACAUACAGAUUUUUUCCCCAGCAAGUCAGUUCAGUCUCUUUUUUUCCCUCUACAAAUUGAUAUCUGCAGCUGGAGAAUACUUUACAGCCACUGGAUUUUUCCUUUACUUAUUCCUCACUGAACAUCUUGCCUUUUUCAUUUUCACACGAGCUUCUUGUUCAUGGCUGCAUGCAGACGAGUAGCAGGGGCCUCAGUGCAACCUCUCUCCCACUUACUCAUUGUGUGGCUGGUUUAAUCCUGGAGGUGAUAAGGAGGAGGAAGCGAGUUUUCUUUUUUCACUUCACAGCUCCUUGUGCCGUCACUGCUCUUUACUUCCCCUUCUCCUUGUGUGUCUGCAUGAUAGAUUACUGCCCUGGUCUGCACCAUUAUCCUCCUGCAACAGAUCAAGAAAACCAGUCGGGACGUCGCUGCCUACUAUUCGACUGUGUACUAAAGAAAAGGAUUCAGUUAACCCUCCUGCCUCAUCAGUCAAGACCAUUGCUGGAAUUCAGGCUCAACCAGCAAAUCAUUGUUUACAGGUUUUCCUCUGUAUGUCAACUACUGAUGUGAUCACACUAGUAUUUGAACUAGAAGUGUGUUAAAUUGCAUUUUUAUAUCCUGAAACAUUACAUUGAGCUCACAAUCUGACCUGUUUUGAAACUGCAAAACAAAACCAAACAACUGCUUUGCUCAGAGAAAACAUUAGUAUUUUAUUGUGCUUUUUAAGUAUUUUUUAUUCCCUAGGUGAAAUGGAUCUUAUUCAUAAUUAGCCAUUAUUCAUCCAACUAGAAACUGUGACACUGUGUGUAGUAACCUGACGAUCAGAACAACACAUCCAUUUAAUGACAAAUUAAUUUGGGGAGGAUGGUAGACUGGUUGUUUAUAACGUUCACAUGCCUGUUACACAUUUUAGCAGUUCUCUUAAUAUGCAGUGUUUUGUGACAUGAUGACAUCAGCACUAAUACUUUUACUCAAGUUCUGUGCUUUUUAAAAAGAAAAAAAAAAAAAAAUCUAUUUUCUAUUGCUUCAUGUUCAACAUUCACUGAGCCGUGACAAAUACCACCAAUAUUUGUGUUAGGGAUGUAUGUAUGAAUACUAAAGGGAUCAUUUUCUUUAAAAUCAUAAGUCUAUAUGUAAGGUUUACUGGACCGUUGUUGCCACCUUUAAAUGUGAGUUCAUUACAUUUUAAAGGUGUUGUGCUGCAUCAUCUUCACACCGGUCAUUAAGAUUGUCAGGGUUUUAAUGACUGGAUGGUUGGCUUCACUUUGUUGAUACUCUUUAUUUUAUUACUGUAGAGGUGUAAAGUUAUAUUGGUACUAAAGUAAUUUUUAUUUGCUGUUGUUUUGUUAAUGAAAAAAAAAAAAAAAAAAAAAAAGGCAUUCCACUUGAUUUCCUUUGUUCAUGAUGUGUGUUCAAAAGGCCGCAGGACUGGGCAAAAAAAAAAAAGUCAAGUACCUUCUUGUGUGUGACAGAAAUGUUCUGCAGGCCUUAACUCAGUCAUCAGCUUCUGUUUGAGGCUGUUACUGACUUUAUGAAGAUUUCAAGCUGCUGAGGAAAGCACCUUGUUAUUAAAAAUAAAUAGUUCAACUUUCAUUCCCUCAGGUUUCUGUUCCUGAUUAAGUGUCCUACUGAAAAAAAAAAAAAAGAUGCUGAAGCUGAAAGCCUUGAACUGCUUGUGUUCCUUUUCUCUCUGUAAUGUUAGUACGAACUAUUACAUUGCACUAUAUUGUUUUUAAGUUCAAUUUUAGAAAUAAAUAUUCCAAUUUUUGUUUUUUUCUCUCCUUUGACACCACUUGUGCACUUGUUUCCAUAAAAUAACAAAACAAAAUGUG